Molecule: messenger RNA, 4623 nt
Organism: Polyodon spathula (Mississippi paddlefish)
Lineage: Eukaryota; Metazoa; Chordata; Actinopteri; Acipenseriformes; Polyodontidae
Product: transcription initiation factor TFIID subunit 4-like
Exons: 15
Coding region: 13-3408 (1131 amino acids)
Biological process (GO): transcription initiation at RNA polymerase II promoter; DNA-templated transcription
Cellular component (GO): transcription factor TFIID complex
Molecular function (GO): RNA polymerase II general transcription initiation factor activity; protein heterodimerization activity; DNA binding
Source: RefSeq, a predicted model, not a curated record
CUGAGUGCAAAGAUGGCGGGCGCUUCCGACCCUCUGGAAGAUAUGCUGUUCUCCGAGGUGGACGAAAAAGCCGUUAGCGAUCUUGUGGGCUCGCUAGAGUCAGAACUAACUGGCCAAAGCAACCCAGCAGCUCCCAACACAGAAAUCAGGAGCACUGCAGCCGCCGGCGCCGCUAACCACCACUUAGGAAGAAUGCUACCUGUCCAAGUGGGUACUAUACUACAGCAACAGCAGCAACAACAACAACAACAAGGACAGCAUAAAGCUGUGCUAAACCAGGAGCCCAGCUGCAAAGCACUUAGCUCCGGGAAAACUGUGAUACCGUCUUCUCUUAGUUCCAUUCCGCCCUUUGAAGGGGCUUCCAUCACUUCUGGGACCGGGGUAAACGCGAAUAGUAGCGGUUUACAAUCACAUGGAGCAUCUAAUAUUACAGCACUGGCUGCACCUGGUUUAACUUUGCCACCUCCGCUGGUGAGCAUUAACCCUGCCAACAGGAGCUCUGUUUUGGGGCUGGCAGGAGCAACGACGACAGGAGCAGCAGCAACAGAUCCUUUGAAAAACCACAUUGCUUCAACCAUAAGGACUGCUCCACCAGGGAUACAGAGUUUAAACGGGAACGGAGGAGUUGUCGUGAACUCUCCUGCCAGUGUACAUUUUUCUACCGGUGGCGGUACAGUACAGCUCCUUAAUAACGUAGUAAACUCCGUUGCUAGUACCAGUAGUACCGUUAAUUCUAAUUUGACUGUGGCAUCUAGUGUAAAUACUACCGCUUUUAGUGCAACACAAACUGUGUUCCCUGCUGGUCAAGCCGACCGGGCAGGCACUCCUACAAUAGCGCUACAGAGACCUCCUUCAAGCCACAUAACGAACAUUGCACAGAACGGGAAUGGUACUGCAACUUCUACUUUGAUCCAGUCUGGUGCAAGGGCAGGUACCCCUGCAGCUGCAGGAACGCAACUAGUAAACCAUAAGAGUGCGGAUGCCAGCGGUAUUCCUAAAACAGACUCUCCAGCACAGUCUAAGAUCGUUAUGCCAAGUCAACCGUGUGUUGUGAAUUCAUUAAUGAACCCUACCACUUCUGCACCUGUAAUGAACCCACCCACGAGUCAGCCACACAGUUCAAUAGCGAACUCCGUGCCCGCAGUAAGCAGUGCUGUUUCUCUGAACGCCGUGGCUAAGCCUGCUACUGUGAACAUUGUAGGACCGCCAGUUGGAGCCCCUGUCGGAGUGGUCAGACCUGGUACCCCGUCACCUUCACAGGUUAUGCCCACUCCUGCUCAUCCUCAGCAGCCUCGACCCGGAGUGAGUGCACCUCAGCAGAGGCUUGUAGCUCCACAGCUGAUUGUCAGACCACCUCAACAGACCACUAUUCAGCUGCCUUCUGGAUUUACUAUUCCACAGGGAAUGGUUCUGGUACGGACGGAGACUGGUCAGCUGGUCAUGGUUCCUCAGCAAGCGCUGGCCCAGGCCCAGGCUCAUGCUCAAGCCCAAGCUCAAGCUCAGGCUCAAGCUCAGGCUCAAGCUCAGGCUCAAGCUCAGGCUCAGGCUCAAAACAGCAUCUCUCCCAGACCAUCUGCACCCACCAGCGGACCCACCUUCCGACUGGCAACAACGCAGCUGUCUGUGGCACCUCCAACAAUCAGACCAGGACAUCCAGUGCAAACUAAAAUUGUUCAGCCCCCCGUGACGCCUGUUAGCGCUCCUUCUAAUCCUGUCUUGCAAGCGUCCUUAUCUCCAGCACCUGCAUCAAAACCAUCUACAGCAUCAGUGGUAGCCGUGACUGCAGCAGCAGGAAGUGCACCCCAGCAGCCAGUGACUGUGAUCACAGGAGGGCAGAAUCCACCCCAGGCCCAGCCCCAGCCCCAGCCCCAGCCAGCCCCACAGCCUCUUCCAGCCCAGCCUGCAGCGCAAAUACCAGGAGCAACCCCGGGAAUCCCUGGCUCUCCCGCUGCCGGAGUGUCCGUCAUUUCCCAGGAAAUGCAAGAAAAUGUGAAGAAGUGCAAGAACUUCUUAGCCACCCUAAUCAAACUUGCAUCUCAUAAUUCACCAUCUCCAGAAACCUCCCGGAAUGUGAAGGCACUUGUGCAAGAUUUGCUGGAUGCAAAAAUUGAACCUGAAGAAUUCACCAAUCGACUGCAGACAGAGUUAAAAUCAUCUCCACAACCCUACUUGGUUCCUUUCCUUAAGAAAAGUCUACCUGCCUUGAGGCUGUCGCUGUUGAAUAGUCAGCAAUCUCUGAUACAAACCCAACAGCCUGCACAGCUUCAGCAAGCAAAACCAACACCGAGUUCCCAGCCUGUUUCCCUGUCUACGGGGACUGUUCCCACCAUUGCAGGAGGCCCAACUGUGAAGAUAAGUCAGCCGAACACCACCACCACCACCAGUUUGCCAAAUGUUUUGCAACACACGCAAGUGGGUGUGCACAGCCACAGUUCUCCUCUGACUAUUAAAAGGCAACCUGGUCUACAAACAACUCCAAGAAUGCCGAUGGUGAUCACACAGAGCAUCAGAACCCAAGGCACAGUAGGGAAGGCACCAGUAAUACAAGCAAGUAAAGGUCCUGGGGGCUUUGCUGUUCAGGUCUCUGCAAAUCAGAAAAACAAGCUCAAUGACCCUGGGGGUGGUUCUUUCAGGGAUGAUGAUGAUAUUAAUGAUGUGGCUUCUAUGGCGGGAGUUAAUCUGAAUGAGGAAAGUGCCCGAAUCCUGGCGACGAACUCUGAUUUGGUGGGAACCCAAAUCCGAUCGUGUAAAGAUGAAGCGUUCAUUCCUCCUGGGCUGUUACAUAAACGAAUACUAGAAACAGCUAAAAAGUUUGGAGUUACUGAAGUACCAGUUGAUGCUGUCAACUUCAUCUCCCAUGCAACACAGGAAAGGUUAAGAACAGUGCUGGAGAAAGUGACUAUAAUUGCACAACACAGAAUGGAGACGUGUAAAGAUGACGAAUGGCUUGAACAAGGCUCAGACGUCCGGUCGCAGUUGAAGUUCUUCGAGCAGUUGGAACGGCUUGAAAAGCAGAGGAAAGAUGAGCAGGAGAGGGAGAUCUUACUGAAAGCUGCUAAGAGUCGCUCAAGGCAAGAAGACCCAGAGCAAGCUCGACUGAAACAAAAAGCUAAGGAGAUGCAACAACAAGAGCUUGCGCAGAUGAGGCAAAGAGAUGCUAACUUGACUGCACUGGCAGCUAUUGGUCCACGAAAGAAACGUAAGCUUGAUUCCCCUGGAGCUGCUGCAGCAGGUGCUGAGGUUUCAGGAAGUUCAAGUGGGUCUCCAUCUGGGUCGGCUGCAUCUUCUUCCCGACAGUACUCAAGGCAGAGGAUCACUCGAGUAAACCUCAGGGACUUCAUCUUCUAUAUGGAAGAGGAACGAGAAACAAGCCACUCUCUCCUGCUCUACAGGGCUCUGCUGAAAUAGUGCAAAAUGCUUUGUUGUUCUUCCAUGCGUUUUGUUAGGGUAUCUCCUGUUUUUUUUUUCUGUCUUUCUUGCAAUGUGCCUUUGAUUUAGGCUUUAUUGCUAUGUCUGUUGUAACCAAUGCUUUUACAGUUUUUAGAUUCUGUAAUUCUCAACACUUGUAGCUUGAAAAAGAGUGGAAAAGGAUUGUUUGGUGUGCACAUGAAUUUAUCCUUUUGAACCCAAACAAUACAUUUACUUAGAGAACAGCUGUAACAUACUAUGUUAUAGCCUGUUUGUGUCCCAGGCUUUUUUUUUUUUUUUUUUUUUGAGCCAUUGAAUUUUACUUGAAUGAGUUUACUUUAAAAACUAAAAUCAUUUACUAAAUCAUAUGAUCAGGCACUGUUGCGGAAUUUGGGAGCAAAAAAGCAACACAAAUCCUCAAUAGAUUGUAAAAUAUAUAUUUUUUAAUGUUCAUGUCAUUUUAUAUCAACUGAAGAAGUCAGUUUUCAUUGCACCCUUUUGCAUGGCUUUUUGGAGCUUCUUGCUUCUGUGCAACUGCUGUCUGUUGUUAAACGUCCCAUUUUGUAAUUUUAUUUGUUUAAUGGCUGGCUGUUCCAGGUGAUUUUUUCGAAAGAAAUAUGUAUCGAAGGGUUUUUAAAGCAAUUUCAGUUUUAAAUGUGUUAUUAAAAUAAAUAAAUAAAUAAACGCUGUGUUACUCGAAUCACCUGUCUUGUUUUAAGCAUAAAGCAGUAUUGUCUGUAACUGGGAAAUUAGUUUUAUAAUUUAUGUUUUCCUGCUUUCCUAUGUUUUUAUGCUUGCCACUUUUUUGAGGCAACAGUUUUAUCUCAGCAAAGUCUCAUAGCAAAAAACAAAAACAAAAAAAAGCACAAAUAGAAUUUUGUCCAAUUGUUUAAAACAAUUAUUUUAAUAAUUAUUUGUAUUGUUUCUGAUACAUGAGCAGAGGGGCAUUUCUACUACUUCUGCUUUUUAGCCAAAAUAUUAUUGGGAAGGAAUUAGUGAAUUAAACAGAUGGAAAUCAUGUUUUAAUGUAUCAAUAAUUUGUACAUAUUGUUUACAAAGACCAUGUGUUUAUUAGAAUUACGUUAUUUUUGGUAAACUCUGUACAUAUUAUGAAAUUUUCCCGUUUGUGUGAAAAGCAUACUUCUGUAUUUGUACCUAUUUUGUAAAGGAAUAAAGAAGCUGUUUACUAAACUAAACCUGUGUUCUUUAAAACCG